CAAGUAUGCUCUCUUUUCAAAGGCCAUAUGGUUCAGUCUUGUGACCAAAUAAUUGCCAGCUACCUAAUCACAUACCAGGAAACAAAGGUAGCUAAAGUCAAUAUUAGCUGCUGUAUCUGCCGACAGAUCUGCACCAGGCUUGAUGGAAAAAACUCAAAAGGAGGAGGACAGAAGCUUGGAUGGUUUUUGAUCUUUGAAAUUCAUGUUUAAGGCUUCUCCUGGGGAUAUAUAUAUUGCAAGAUAUUAAAUGCAAUUAUCUCCCUCAAUUGUAAUUUUACAGUUUAUUUGGAGGUGCUACUUUUUUUCUAAAAAAAGAAAAAAAAAUACCCAGCAGAUUGCUACAGAAGACCUACCUGUGUAGUUUUUGUUUUGUUUUUAUUCUCCCCCCACAAACAGAGUGGGGGGGGGGAAUGAUUGUCUGGAUGUUGAACCAUAGUGAAGAAACUCACUUGAAGCUGUAUCUCUUCAACCUGUGUUCAGUAUUUUAAAGAAGCUUUGAGAGAGCACAGCUCAGCUAAGAAAAUGUGCGGAGGCACUUCAAAAACAGCGAACAGCACAGGAGGGCAAACAGACAGAGCAAGGAGUGGUAAUGAUGCUGCUAGCUCACUUGGAAAUAACUUACCUAACACAGGAUUGGAUAAAAAGACCAAAAGAUCUUUGGCAGAACAUAGCACCAGUCACAGGAGCACUGUCACUAAAUUGCUACAGACCAGCUGGUCCUGUUCAGAGUUUGACUUGAAUGAAAUCCGCCUGAUAGUUUACCAGGAUUGUGAGAGAAGAGGCAGGCAGGUCUUAUUCGAUUCCAAAGCGGUCCGCAAAGUUGGUGAAGUGGCAGCUCAGAGAAUAUCAGAGGAUGCUCCUGUAAAGGCUUCUGCCAAGAGUUACCAAGCAAGCAAUGGCACCAACACUAUUUCUUCCUGUAGUCCCUCAGUGAGCUGUAUGCCUCAACAUGUCAAGGAACAACUUCCAAAGUACCAGUAUACCAGACCAGCUUCUGAUGUCAACAUGUUGGGAGAAAUGAUGUUUGGUUCAGUGGCAAUGAGUUAUAAGGGCUCUACCUUGAAAAUCCACUACAUACGCUCUCCUCCACAGCUGAUGAUAAGUAAAGUGUUCUCAGCCCGAGUGGGAAGCUUCAGUGGCAGCACAAACAACUUACAAGAUAGUUUUGAAUACAUCAACCAAGAUCCCAGUCUGGGAAAGAUGAACUCUAAUCAAAAUGGCUUGGGCACUUGUCGUAGUGGAAGUAAUCUAGGUGUGUUACAGCUGUGUAGCAGCAAACUGCUGCAAGGUGUAUCUGAAGGAGGCCCCCUCCGGCUCAUCCGGAGUGCUUCUUUCUUUGCAGCGCACAGCACACCAGUUGAUAUGCCUAGCAGAGGGCAAAAUGAGGACAGAGACAGUGGCAUUGCUCGGUCAGCAUCACUGAGCAGUCUCUUGAUUACGCCGUUCCCAUCUCCAAGCUCUUCAUCCUCCUCUUCAAGCAGUUACCAGCGCCGCUGGCUCCGAAGUCAAACAACAAGUUUAGAGAAUGGAAUUAUCCCAAGGUGGUCUACUGAAGAGAUGUUCAGCAUGGCCGAUGAAAGCUGCCACUCCAACCCUGCAAUGAUCCGGAGAAAGAAGAUUGCUAUUAGCAUAAUUUUUGCUUUGCCUGAAAGAGAAGAAGCACAGAGGAACUUCCAGGAUUUCUUUUUCUCUCACUUUCCUCUCUUUGAAUCUCAUAUGAAUAAGCUAAAGUGUGCAAUUGAAAAGGCAAUGAUCUCCUGUAGGAAGAUAGCAGAAUCCAGCCAAAGAGUGCAAGUUUAUAUCAGCCGCGUCAUGGAUGCCCUGGGAGAAUUCAGAAUUACAAUCUGGAACCUGUAUUCGGUUCCAAGAAUCGCAGAACCUGUGUGGCUUACCAUGAUGUCCAGCACACUGGAAAAGAACCAGUUAUGUCAGCGAUUUCUUAAGGAAUUUACGCUUCUGAUAGAACACAUCAAUAAGAACCAGUUCUUUGCUGCUUUGUUAACUGCGGUGCUGACUUAUCAUCUGGCAUGGGUCCCGACUGUAAUGCCAGUGGAUCAUCCUCCCAUAAAGGCCUUUUCUGAGAAACGCACAUCACAGUCUGUGAACAUGCUGGCAAAAUCACAUCCUUAUAACCCUCUCUGGGCUCAGCUUGGUGAUCUGUAUGGUGCCAUAGGCUCUCCAGUUAGGCUGACACGAACUGUGAUAGUUGGAAAACGUAAAGAAUUGGUUCAGCGCUUACUUUUUGUGCUCACAUACUUCAUACGCUGCUCUGAGCUACAGGAAAAUCAACUGACCUGGAGUGGGAAGGUUGGAGAGGGGGAGCAAAUGCUGAAUGGAAGUAAUAUAACAACUGCAUUGGAAAAGGGAGAGGUGGAGGAAACUGACUAUGUGGUUGUCACUGUUAGAAAUGAACCUGCUCUUGUGCCUCCAAUCCUACCUCAAGAGAAUGGUGGAAAUAAAAACAGUAUCUCUAUAGGGUGUGUAAGUAACCCAGAAAACUCCUGUGCUGUGCCACCAUCUUCAAAAGAAAAGAAUGAAGAAGUAAUAGGAAAGGCAGAUGCAAGCACUGAGGAGCCCUGUAUUGCAUCCAAAGACAGCUCAACUGGCAGUUAUGUGUCUCAUAAAGGAACAGUGGAUGAUAACAGGAAAGAGAUGGCAACUGCUACAGGAGCUAUAUCCUACCAUUUUGAAGAACCAGCUGAAUCGGAAGUUUUAAUAAAUGAAUUAAAGAGCCCCAGCCAGAUUCUUUGUGAAGUAGAACAAAAGCUGUCUGGUAGGUCAUCAGCUGUACCCUGUCCUGAGAGGCUUGUUCACAGGAGUCCUCAUUUAGAAAGGGUCACUUUUCAGAUCGGUAGUUUUACAUCACCUGAGUCAGAUAUAGAAACCUGCCAGCAGGAAGUGGAUGAAAAUCUUGAGACAUUCAGACAAAAAUCAGAGCUAAUAAGCUGUACUUCAGAUGCAUCAAAUGCCUUGGCAGAAAAUGCAGAGAAUCGACCUGAAUCUUCAAAGGCCCCCUUUCAGCCAUGUAUUAGACGUAAUGUUUGUUAUGCACAGAUUCCAUCAUAUAAAGGGAGUGAGAAUGUGUUUAAUAACCUCUUGGCUGAGGGUAAUAGAGUUGAAAUGCGUGUAGCAAAUACUUCCGCUCUUCCUGGACUCUCAGGUGAAGUAGUUGUACCCAGUGAUAACAAAAAGAAAACCAUGAAAACAAAAGGCUUGGAAGAAGGUAGAACUCUGAACUCCAAGAAUCUGGAGGGCCAUUCCCCUGACACUAUUCAAACAAGUUCUGCUGUCAUACAGGACUGCAGUCAAGUAGUUCAUAAAGAUAUCUCCUAUGGGGAUGGUGGAAAGAAAAUCUCCACUAGAAUCGAAGGAGACAUUCCUAGGAAUGAAAGUUCAGAUAGUGCACUUGGAGACAGCGAUGAUGAAGGCACUUCACAUGUCCCUGAUCGUGAUCAGCACCCUCAAGGUCAGGUCAACAAGAGGCAUAAAGAAUUUGCAGAAGUAGAUCUUCCUUUACCAAGGUCUAACACACUCAGCAGUCAGAGUGUGAAAAACUUUGGAAGGUCACUUCUCGGUGGUUACUGUCCCACCUACAUGCCUGAUCUAGUACUGCAUGGAAUAAGUAGUGAUGAAAAGCUGAGGCAGUGUCUACCAGCAGAUUUGCUUCAUGCAGUACAUCAUCCAGUACUUGAUGAGCCCAUAGCAGAAGCUGUCUGCAUCAUUGCAGAUACAGAUAAGUGGAACGUACAAGUGGCAACAAGCCAGAGAAAGAUGAUGGACAGUAUGAAGCUAGGCCAGGAUGUUUUGGUUUCCAAUCAAGUGUCCAGUUUACUACAAUCCAUUUUACAGCUUUACAGACUCAACCUCCCAGCUGACUUUUGCAUAAUGCAUCUGGAGGAUAGACUACAGGAGAUGUAUCUCAAAAGCAAAAUGCUUUCAGAAUAUCUGCGAGGACAUACAAGAGUUCAUGUGAAAGAGCUAGGAAUUAUAUUGGGGAUUGAAUCCAAUGACCUGCCUUUGUUGGCUGCUAUAGCAAGCACUCACUCUCCUUAUGUUGCUCAAAUACUCUUAUAAGUUAAAAUCUCAGGGUAGUCAUUCCCUAAGCAAAAUACAGAAAUGUUGAAAGAAGGACAGAGAUGCCAGCGCUGGUAAAGAGGAACAGUGACAAAAGCUGGUAACGACUGCAUUCCACCACCAUCUGAUGCUGGACAUUUUUAUCACAGAACUUCAGUUUACAUGAUGUAAAAGGCAUUCAGGUUUGUUUUAAAAUCACCUCUGACUUAACAAGUCAGGAAGGUGAAUGUAUCCUUUCAUUUAAAAAAAAAAAAAAAAAGACUAAAGCAAACACUUCUGCAAACUGAACCGUCAGCAGAAAUGCUGCUCCAAGACGUGAAGUAGCAUUAAAAAGAACAAGUGGGAUAGGAUGGCUCUUGUGAUGCUGCACUUGUGAUAGUGUGGUGUUUCUGUGUGCUGCUUUGACUGGCGGUGGGAGGGAAGAAAGCAGUUGUAAACUAUGUAUAUAGCAUUCCUAUACACAAGCGUGCUGGAUGGGACAUGAAGUUUUGCAGAAUGUGAGCAUGAUUUUAUAUUGUAGAAGUGGCCGGUGCAAAACAAGAAUGUGGACUCAGCAUCUGAGUUGUGUGUGGGGUGUCUGUCUGUGGGUGAAGUUUUUUCUUGUCAUCUUUUUAAAAAGACAAGAGGCUAAGAAAGCUGCAACUGCUUCUAGUUUUACUGAUGAGGAUUUCAAAUAAGCUCAUAUAAUAAAUACUAAUGUCUCAGUUUGGGAUGAAAGCCUUUGGCGAGGGUGUUUUGGGAAGCCUUAUGGAAUUUCUUCUACAAGUUUACAUUUGUUGCAAAUGCAAUACCCAUCUUUUUUUGGGUUUCUGUAUGACCAUAAAUCUGGGAAUCAAUCCCAGAUAAUAACUUCAUCAAAUGUUACUGUUGCUGAGAUGUUUGCAUUUGACAUGAUAAUGUACAACAUGAUACCAGAUAUAUUUUUGGUGCGUCGAUGAGCAUGUAUAUCCACGUGAGGCAGGCUUAUUCCAAAAAAAAAAAAAAUCUUUUUAGUCCAUUAAACUGUUUUGGCCUUCCAGCUAUUAGAUGGAGAUUGCCCUUUAUUCUCACUUAGAAGGGGCAGUUUAAGUUUAAAUGAAUUGUACAAGGAUAAACCCCAGACAUGGUGAUUUGUCACCCGUGUGAGCAUUCUACAGAACUUUUUUGCACUAUCAUCCUGGUGCCUUUUGAUCUCUUCUGGACUGACCACCUUGAGACAAGAAACUUGCCCUUAAGGUCGAGUAGUUCAUAAAAUCCAUUUUUUUAUUGUUUCAUAAGAAGAAAACUGGACACGGACAUAGAUACCUUUUUAUAUACAGUCUAUAAACCAGUGGUUUUCAGCCUUUUUAGACUGAAGGCAUACCUCCAUAAAUCUCUUGUGAAUUGAGCAGCCCCCCAUUUCAAAAACUAAUUUAUAUAGUGAAUUACUCUUCUUCUUCCUCUUCUUUUGCAUCAAGCACUGUGAAGCAGUGCAUGACAUUAUUUGGAGACCAAGGAAAUGAUGGAGGGGAAUAACACUUUUUAAGAAGAAAAGCAAACACCCAAGUAGCGUUAGAGUGCAAGUGCUCUAGGACGCUAUGGGCAUUGCACAGGAAGUGUUUAGAUCUGUGACCGCCACUCCCUUAUUUUUGAUUCAUUAACUCUCAUUGAUUCCAGAAUUUCCAGUGUUAGGAAAGAAAUACAGGAGACAAGUUUGGCUUUGUGCUGCCUUGGUGUUUACAUGUUUAUGAUUGAGUAUCUUCAAUCAUUAAAAGGAGGCAAAUGUUGCUAUUAUGGGGGUUUUUCAUUUUGCUUUCAGAUGUGACUGAAAUGCCAUCAAACCUGUUACAGAGUUCCCUUCCUCAAGGGAAGGAACCACCACCAUGAGAAGCUUCUCUACAAAAGCUUCUCUACAAAAGGCUUGUUUCCAAGCUGGAAGACUUCCUCUUCAUUUGCAGAUAUGAUUCUUAAAAAGUUAACAUGGUUUCUUAAGUUUGGGUUCUCUAACCUAACAUUCCAGGUGCCUCCUUUCUUAGUGUUGUGUUUUAAUAUGUCUAGCCAGUGUCUUGUUUUUUAAAGAGGCUACAAUAUUCCUGAGGUGGAGUUAUCUCCUACUGCUGGUACAUGAGGAAAUCUGCUUCCUCUGCUUGGUUCCUGAGCUGCUCACCCUUAACUUUGUCCUUUGCUUAAAACCAAACAUGGACGCUGCAACCAGUUGCUUGCAGGCACCAGGCCAACUUUCGUUGACAGUAAGUAGAUCCACAUAGUGAAUGCAGCUAUUCACAAAUUUCCCCCUAUGCUGAAGAUGUAUAUGGGAAACGCCUUCCUUUAUGAGCUGGGAUCCUGGUUUUCUCUGAUUU
Messenger RNA from Gavialis gangeticus (Gharial), 6392 nucleotides. RefSeq names its product folliculin interacting protein 2 (gene FNIP2). Bases 523 to 4074 code for a protein of 1183 amino acids. The record is from RefSeq and is a predicted model, not a curated record. Lineage: Eukaryota; Metazoa; Chordata; Crocodylia; Gavialidae. Gene Ontology annotation, cellular component: cytoplasm. The transcript is spliced from 18 exons. Gene Ontology annotation, molecular function: ATPase inhibitor activity; protein-folding chaperone binding.